UAUAUAUGUAUAUAUAGACACACAAACACACACGUAACCAAACGAAACCGAAAAUCAACAACAAUUCCUGUUUCUUAUUUAAAGUCCCGAUCUCUCUUCUCAUUCAGUGAAGUUACAUUUCGUCGCAUUCCCAAUCGCCAUGGAUCCAGGGUGAUUGCUGAAUAAAGCGAAGUGAAUCUUAACCUACCGAAACAGGAGUGAUGUAUGAACUGUAUACGACAAUAUUUUUCUGUUUUUGCACUGAUAACGAAAGUACUGAUUUCUAUUUGAGUGAACCUUCAACGUGUGUCGAUCGGACAAUAUCGAAAAUAACUGGACCAAUUGAGAAACGCGGCAAAAAACAUGAGUUCCGGACAGUUACGCGAAACCCAAAAUUACAUCUGGAAUGUGAACAAUAUCUUAGGUCGUGGAGCCACAAGUAUCGUUUACAUGGGACGAAAAAAAUGCAAUGGGGAAGAAGUAGCAGUGAAAGUAUUUUCUCAGCCAUCGGACUCCCGAACGAUGCUGAUUCAACGACGGGAAUUCGCUGUUCUCAAAAUGUUGUGUCACAAUAAUGUCGUUCAGUUGUAUGCCAUGGAACCCGAUUUAUAUUCCAAUAUUCCAGUCCUCGUUAUGCAGUUUUGUUCAGAAGGCACCUUGUUUCGAAUGUUACAAAAGCCAGAAUUUGCGUAUGGAAUGCACGAAGAAGAAUUUCUCAUCUUUUUACAUGAUAUCACUGCUGGUAUGAAGCAUUUACGGGAACACCAAAUUGUGCACAGAGACAUCAAGCCAGGAAAUAUUCUCUGCUACAAAGAUGAAAGUGGGCGGUAAGUUGGAUUAAAUU
This is a messenger RNA of Octopus sinensis (East Asian common octopus), 823 nucleotides long. RefSeq names its product inhibitor of nuclear factor kappa-B kinase subunit epsilon. Gene Ontology annotation, molecular function: protein serine/threonine kinase activity; ATP binding. NCBI's taxonomy places the organism in Eukaryota, Metazoa, Mollusca, Cephalopoda, Octopoda, Octopodidae. Gene Ontology annotation, biological process: peptidyl-serine phosphorylation. The transcript is spliced from 5 exons. The coding region runs from base 343 to 810 and encodes 155 amino acids. Gene Ontology annotation, cellular component: cytoplasm. The record is from RefSeq and is a predicted model, not a curated record.